This is a messenger RNA of Egretta garzetta (little egret), 2178 nucleotides long. Its product is annotated as E3 ubiquitin/ISG15 ligase TRIM25-like. The record is from RefSeq and is a predicted model, not a curated record. The transcript has 9 exons. Gene Ontology annotation, molecular function: zinc ion binding. NCBI's taxonomy places the organism in Eukaryota, Metazoa, Chordata, Aves, Pelecaniformes, Ardeidae. Bases 47 to 1303 code for a protein of 418 amino acids.
UCAGUUUCGUUUCUUGCAGACUGGCUAACGCGCUACUUCUGCAGCCAUGGCAAAAGCUAAGGAAGAAUUUACAGGGGGUGCCAGCCUGGAGGAUGAACUCAGCUGUCCCAUCUGCCUGUGCCUGUACAAGAACCCCGUGUCGCUGAGCUGCGGUCACAGCUUCUGCAAGCAGUGCAUCCAGAAGGCGCUCGGUGCCCAGCAGAAAUCCAAGGCCCCUUACUCCUGCCCCAUGUGCAAGAUCCAGCUGGGGCCCAUCCUGGAGCUGCAGAAGAAUUUCCAGCUGUGCAGCAUCGUGGAGGCAUUUCUGGCUACCACUUCCAAAGGAAAACAGGGUGAGGGCUCUGCAGGGGGGAUGGAGGUGGUUCCCUGUGAUUUCUGCCUGGAUCAGCCCCAGCCAGCGGUGAAAACCUGCCUGACCUGCAACGCCUCUUUGUGCCAGGCCCAUCUGAGCAAACACAACGCCAAGGCUUCCCAGCAGGAGCACAUCCUGGUGGAGGUGGGCGCAGGCGGUGUGGUGGAGGAGAGGAGGUGCCAGGAGCACGGCCAGCUGAUGGAGUUCUACUGCCAGGAUGAGGGGCAGUGCAUCUGCGUGCUCUGCUCUGUCACGGGAUGCCACCGGGGCCACAGCGUCAUCACCCUGAAGGAGGCACAUAACAAACAGCUGGGUGAACUCUCGGACAUGGUGACAUGGCUGCAGGAACGUAAAAGCGCUUUAGCUACUGCCCUAGAAGAGCUUCAGAAAAAUAAGAAUCAGCUCGAGACCAAUACGAAAACAGUGACUUCUCAGCUGCAAAAGCUGUUUGAAGAGAUGAAGACAGAGAUAAUUCAGAAAGAGAAGAAGGUCCUGAGUGACAUUCAAUCCAAUGAGAAAAAACAACUGGCAAACAUUACCAGAGUGAAGAAGCAAAUGGAACAGAAAAGAGAUGAGGCUGUGCAGCAUCUUCAGUCUUUGCAGAAGAUGAGAGAGCAACCAGAUAUUUUCAUCUUCUUCAAAGAAUUUAAACUUGCCAUGGACAGGAUUGCGAGUCAGAAUUUCAGCGUCAGCAGGAUGGACGUGAGGGUAGUGAAGCUGGAUCAGGGCAGGACCAACCAGUACCAACACCUGACGCGGGACUUCAUGAAUCGCCUGGGCUUGCUGCUGCAAGGCGUGCACAGUAAACUCACCAACCAAAUUAAGUGGAACAGCGAGGCUACAGAUGCUGGUACCUCUUCAGACCCUGAUAAUGGAGGGAGAGCACAACAGGCAAGACGUGCAGCACAAAACCUACAGAGAAGAUCAAAGUACUUCUGGUGGGAGAUGUGAACAAAGUGUAUGGUCCACGUAUGCCCAGAAGUAAGGGAGAGAUGAAAAAGGAAGUCAGAAAUGAGAUGGAAAGAAGUAGUUAAAUAUUGCCGAAAAUGUCCUCUAAUAAUGGGGACCUGCCAAGUGUCUUGACUUCCCCUGCAUACCUGCUAUUAAAAGUAAUUCUGUAGCCUACGCAAAUUUAGAAAAGAAGUGCUAAGAAUUAAGAUGAACAUAAGAAAAUCUCCCAACUGCUGCUGGCUUCCAAACUGUGGACUAUAUCACCUCACAGUGUUGAUGAUACUUGUGUACUAUUCAUUGUGGUGUUCGUGCGGUAUUAUGUAGCUGGAUAACAAAACAAAUGGCUAUAGAUACAGAAAAGUAAGGCUGCCUGAUUUCAUACCAUCACCAGGAAUUAAUCGCUGAGAGGACUGUUUGUGGAUAGCUGCAGUAGAAACCUGUUCAGGACCACGCCACAGAUUUGAAUGACCACAUUUAACAAAGCAAAGAAUGAAUUAUCUUCGUAGGCAACCAGCUUAGUCAGCCUCUAGGCCGCAUUUAAACACCUCUCCUACAGAGCCCUCGGAGACCCCUGCCAAGUACCACCAUCAGCAGUGUAUGAAGAUGGUUUACUGGCCACACCUCCAUGUGUACAGAUGUUCUUUUCUGAUCAAGCACAUGCUGUGCUUUCCAGAUGUAGCUGUUUUUGCACGUGUCAGCCCCACAAAGGGAUUUCAUGGACGCUGCCAGGCUCACUCUCUGCUGCUGUAGGCUGCUCUGUGCCUAGCUGUGGCUCAGAUCCAACACACAGGUUCACAACCUGGGUGUUUCUUCUCCAAAUGAUAAAAAUACUCUACUGCAAACCAGGGUUGCAGGUUCUGGGUGCUUCUAUAUAA